UGACAUCCAUCCAGGGUGGCGGGACCAAGACAACCCGGGCCACGGCGGUGAGAAAAAGAGAGUCUGGAAGAAAAGGGAAAUGAAUGCGAGCUUCUGGACGAGGGAAUGACACCGGGACCGGCCAGCCAUCUGAGUUCCAAAUCAGGAGAAUCGAUUUCCGUGGAAGGCACAGCAAAGCGAGCGAAGAAGUUUGAGAUUCAAGAGAAGACCAGACCUUCCGGAAGCAGCGCUGUGCACACAGAAAGUCUCAGUCUCGGACAUCAGAUUGUGCCGACAGCUGCGAGCAACAGGAGUCGAUGAUGGGAACGAAUUGCAAGGGACGGGAUCGCAACUUGCACAGGAGAGCUGCAACCUGGGCUACGGUCCGUCUUGGCUGUGGCUUGAGAUCGACACGCAUGACGAGCGUUAGCCGUUCGCGUUAGGACCCACUACAGAGCAUCCUCUCCGCGGCAAUCCCUGGGCUGCAUCGACAUCGAGUUUCGGAAAAGAACAAGUUGCGAACAGCCAAACAAGCAUCAACACCUCCCUCUAGACUCAGAACCACUUUGGUCAGAAUGUCCGACGACGGUUACGAUGGCGGAGGAGGGGACGACUUCGACUAUGAUGGCCCUGGUUAUGGCGGAGACGAGACUUUUGAUGAUGGCUACGACGUCAUGGACGAAAGGCAGGAGGGAGAAGGCGAGGGAGAGGGGAACGGCGAAGACGCACAGACGAAUGGUGUGAAUGGUGCCGACCACGACCACGAGAUGGCCAACGGCGAAGGCGAAGGGGCCGCGCCUGCUGGGACAGGAAUUGCGGGUGAACGACAAGCAAAUAAAGUCCGAAUCACGACACCGUAUCUCACGAAAUACGAGCGUGCACGGAUAUUGGGUACUCGAGCUCUACAAAUUAGUAUGAAUGCACCGGUCUUAGUCCCACUCGACGGCGAGACAGACGCUCUCCAAAUCGCCAUAAAAGAGCUUUCGCAGCGCAAAAUCCCCCUGAUCAUCCGACGGUAUCUGCCCGAUGGCAGUUUUGAGGACUGGAGCGUCUCAGAACUCAUAACCGACUGACCAUGGACCAUCCUGUAUACCUGUAUGUAUUCUGACUCUCUUACAAUGCUAUCGAUUUCAUAUAGUACACAAUGUGUCGCGGUCCAAAAAGUAUGCUACGGGGAUAGAAA
Mycena citricolor is the source of this 1162-nucleotide messenger RNA. Lineage: Eukaryota; Fungi; Basidiomycota; Agaricomycetes; Agaricales; Mycenaceae. The record is from the annotation of a GenBank genome assembly.